This is a messenger RNA of Rhodotorula graminis WP1, 249 nucleotides long. RefSeq lists its product as uncharacterized. Bases 1 to 249 code for a protein of 82 amino acids. The transcript has 2 exons. NCBI's taxonomy places the organism in Eukaryota, Fungi, Basidiomycota, Microbotryomycetes, Sporidiobolales, Sporidiobolaceae. The record is from RefSeq and is a predicted model, not a curated record.
AUGAUUUCGCUGGCUGGCCAGUCGCUCCCUCGCAUCGUCAAGGCCCGCGCACCGGCCCUCCACCGCGCCGCGACCGUCCAGGCGUCGAACCUCCUCGUCGCGGCCCAACCCUCGUCGCCUCGCGCCAACCCGGUCGCACGCGCAGGGCCGCCGCCAUUCGCGACGGCUGCGACGCUUCUCGAGCCCUCUUGGCUUCGCGCCGCCGCCAACCUUCGUCAGGCGAGCGCCCAGGGCCGCAUCACCCUCUAA